CCAGCUUGAGGUACGGUGUUUCUUAUCUCUCUCUGAAGUCCGAAACCUUAAUUAGUUAUUUGCGUCGCCGAUACCUCUUCUUUGUCUCAGUCUCUCUGCCUUCUUGAUCUCCACGUUAACCAACCAAUUUCAGUAGAUCUGAAAAAACAUGUCGUUCCAAAGCAAUCCGAAUCUGGAAGAAGCAGUCUCUGAACCACCUCCAGAGAUCAAAAAUUGUCUCGAGGAAACGGCAUACGUAGUUGCCAAACUUGGGGAUGCUCGUGCGUUGGAGUUUGAGAGACGGAUAUUUGCCGCUGAUGUAAAAAAUGCAGUAUUCAAUUUCUUGCAUCCCUCAGACCCUUAUCACGCAUAUUACAAGGAAAAGGUUACUGAAUACCGUACUCAGCCCCAGCCUCCAGUGAGAUUAACCUGCGAUCUUGAGCCUCCUGUGAGGAAACCACUUUUUGAUAUCCCUGACAAGUUGUCAUUCUUUCCUGAAGCAAUAAAGCCCAAGGAGCUUGGUUCUAUUAUCCUCACAGCUGUGUUUGUUGCGCGUUAUGGGAAGUAUUUUUGGGACGAGUUGAUGAAGAGAGUGGGUACAGAACCUCUGUUUGAUUUUGUGAAGCCAACUGGUAGCAGUUUCAAAUGUUUCUAUCAGCCUGUUUAUGCUUAUUCCAGAGUAAUAAGGCGUUGCCGAAAGCCUGAUACUAGUAAGGAGGAUCUUGUGGACGGUUUUCGCGGUCUUCUCCAAGCGGAGGGAGUAGGGACUGCUUUGAUUGAUUUGCGUGUGCUUGAGUAUAUUGCUAACACAGAGGAUAAAGAUUUGCUACACCCUUCAAUGAUGAUGAAUCCACCACAACAAAUGCAGCGUCCUGUUGCUGUGCCGCCUCCGGAUUUCAUCAAGUUUGUCGAGCAUACUGCACGUUUUGUUUCCAGUCAUGAUAAUGUGUUGGAGUGCGAGAGAAGGAUGUUAGCCGCUGAUGUGAAUAACGAAUCAUUCAGCUUUCUGGUUAGCUCAGACCGUUAUCACUCAUAUUACCAGGAAAAGCUUAUCGAAUACCGUGCUCGGUUCCAGCCUCCAGUUAAGGAACCGCUUUUUGAUGGGCCUUACAAUUUGACAUUGCUUCCUGAAGAAAUAGCUCCCAAGGAGCUAGAUUAUAUUAAGCUCACAGCUAUGUUUGUUGCGCGUUUUGGGACGUUUUUUCUGGAUGAGUUGAUGAAGGGAGUGGCUAACCAACCUCAGUUUGAGUUCAUAAAGCCAGCCGAUAGCAGGUUCAAAUAUUACUCUCUGCUUCUUUCUGCGUAUUCGAGAGUAUUAAGGUGUUCCCAAAAGCCUGAGUAUAGUAGCGCGGAUCUUGUGGACGAUUUUCUCCAUCUUUUUCAAGCGGAUGAGCAGCAGGACGAGGGAGCGGUAAUGGCUAUGAUUGACUUGCCUACCUUUGAGUGUGUUAUGGACAUAUCGGAUAAUGUGUUGCUGCUAAAACACGCAUUGAACCCACCACAAUAAAGGCAGUUUUGUAUGGAUGUGCCAACAAAUUUGGAUUGAAAAAGUUUGACGUUCAAUGAACAAUCUCUGAUACA
Molecule: messenger RNA, 1560 nt
Organism: Arabidopsis arenosa
Lineage: Eukaryota; Viridiplantae; Streptophyta; Magnoliopsida; Brassicales; Brassicaceae
Source: the annotation of a GenBank genome assembly